Molecule: messenger RNA, 1386 nt
Organism: Lodderomyces orthopsilosis Co 90-125
Lineage: Eukaryota; Fungi; Ascomycota; Pichiomycetes; Serinales; Debaryomycetaceae
Gene: UTR2
Product: Utr2p
Exons: 1
Coding region: 1-1386 (461 amino acids)
Biological process (GO): carbohydrate metabolic process; fungal-type cell wall organization
Cellular component (GO): fungal-type cell wall
Molecular function (GO): glycosyltransferase activity; hydrolase activity, hydrolyzing O-glycosyl compounds
Source: RefSeq, a predicted model, not a curated record
AUGAGGGCAAUUUACGUUUUAUUCUUGACACUACUAAGUGUAACUAUUGCUUCUGAUGUUGUGUCUUGUAAUGCAACUCAGAGCUGUCCUGAAGAUUCUCCUUGUUGCUCCCAAUUCGGUGAGUGUGGUACCGGUGCUUAUUGUUUGGGAGGUUGUGAUAUUAGAUAUUCAUAUAAUCUUACUGCGUGUAUGCCUAUGCCAAGAAUGGACGAUUAUUCAAAGACAUUUAACUCAAAGAGCGCUGUUCAAGAGAUUGAACUUGCUAAUGAAUACUUGGGUAAUGCAACAGAGGCGGAUUGGGUAUACACAGGUUGGGUAGAUUAUUACAAUAGCUCAUUAUUGUUGCAGAUGCCUAACCACACCACUGGUACAGUCCUUUCAUCAACUAAAUAUUUAUGGUAUGGUAAGGUAUCGGCUACGAUGAAAACGUCACAUGGCGGUGGUGUUGUUACUGCGUUCAUUUUGUUUUCCGAUGUCCAAGAUGAAAUUGAUUACGAAUUCGUUGGUUACAAUUUGCAAGCUGCAGAGUCCAAUUUUUAUGCUCAAGGUAUUUUGAACUAUACCAACUCCAAAAACUCCACCGUCAAUGACACCUUUGAGUAUUACCAUUUGUAUGAAAUGGAUUGGCAUGAAGACCACAUCACUUGGUCCAUUGACAAUAAAGCAAUCCGUACUUUGAACAGGAAUGACACCUGGAACGAAACCACUAAAAGAUACGAUUUCCCUCAAACGCCAUCAAGAAUUCAAUUCUCUUUAUGGCCAGGAGGUGACUCCUCCAAUGGGGUUGGUACCAUUGAAUGGGCUGGUGGUGAAAUUGACUGGGAUGCCGAAGAUAUCAAGAAAUACGGAUACUUCUACGCGCACAUUAAAGAGAUUGACGUCGAGACUUACGAUUUACCUGGAAAUGUAAGUCUUUCUGGCAACUCCUCCAAUGCGGACGAUUAUCAUGCAUUCUUGUACGAUAGUACAGAUGGAGAUGAAUCAAACAUUUAUUUAACAAACAAGAAAACCUGGUUGGGUAAUGAUGAUGCUACAGGUUUUGAUCCAGAUAACGAUAGAGACACACAAAAUGAAAAUGAAACUACAACCAUUGUAAAAACUAGUGGGUCAUCGACUAUAACUAGUGUGCAAACCUCAACAAAAAAAGUUUCAGCUAACGCACCUGCACAAAACACGGCAGCUGCAAAUAAAGCCUCUGCAACACAAGAAGCAACAACUACCGACUAUGACCCAAGCGCUGGAGUUGGUGGAUUUGUACAAAACUCAAAAGAGACCUCCUCGGGGGACUCCUCCAGUAGUGGUGGUGCUGCAGGUAUGAAUCUUGAAGUAGGAAAAGAAGGUGUUUUGUUUGCGAUUGCAUUGGGAUUUAUUUCAUACUUUGUUUAA